Molecule: messenger RNA, 549 nt
Organism: Selaginella moellendorffii
Lineage: Eukaryota; Viridiplantae; Streptophyta; Lycopodiopsida; Selaginellales; Selaginellaceae
Exons: 3
Coding region: 39-455 (138 amino acids)
Source: RefSeq, a predicted model, not a curated record
GUGAAGAUAGGGCGGGUGGCUCGAAAUUCUGCCUGGCGAUGGAGUUUUUGAUUGCCAUGGUGCUUGUUAACACCAUUGCGAUCAGUGUGCUAUGCAUCGUGACCACAGCUUGUGUGCUGGUGUUGGCAUCUGCCAUGCGUGCAAGCAUGGGAGUCGUGACUGAGAAUCUCCAGGUGAUGGCCUCUGGCAUUCGUGUGGCAGUGAGGGAGGAUGUGCAUGAGAUCCAUGGUGCCUUGAAGGAGGACUUUGGUUCCCUGGCUGGGGCAGUGAAUGUUGCGGCUAUGUGUGCUGCAAUCAAGAAGGACCUUCAGGCACUUCACGAUGCAGUGAAGGAGGAUGUUAUAGCAGCCCACAACCAAGUCAUGGUCGACUGUUCCACAUCCCUUUAUCAGGGUUUGGAUGGCUUGAUCAGGUCGUGUCCAAAGCGCAAAGUGGCGCUGCUGCUGGUUCAGUGAUUCAUAGAAACGAUGAACUGUUCUUUUUUUUUCUCAGGAAUUUUUUUUCUGAUUCGGAUCUUCGGAAAUAAAUGUCGUUAGCUUCUGAUAGUAA